AUGAGCAGUGUAUGCAGCAGUAUAUCCUGUCUAUACGACCAAAAAAAUCUAAUCUAUGGACUGUGGGAUGGAGGUGUAAGAAUAAAUAAAAAAGGAAUGGCUACUUCCAUUUCUCUUAAGUCACCAGCCACUGCCAUAUUUGAGACCACAGAAAGCACUGUAUACAUAGGAACCGCCGAUGGAGAUGUAUGGGAAAUAAAAAAUGAAAAUGUACAGCGAAUUGUCAGAGCAUGCAGGCACACAAAACAUACUGAUAUAAAUAUACAGUCUGUAACAGGAGUUCAUGGGCAUAUAGAUCACAAUAUUAUUAUUACAUACAUAUAUGGUGAAGUAGUAGUAUAUAACACCAAAGACAGUGCCAUUGUGCAAAGAACGCCAAUAGAAGGAAAAAUAACAAGCAGCUGUGCUGAAAAUGGAAAGGUUUUGUGUACAGUAGAUAGUAAUGCACUAUUAGUGUAUGAUACAAGAAGCAACACAGUUAUUAGAAUGAAAGCACUUUUCUCUAAUAUUAUUAUUACCCAUAGUAUAUUUGUUUCUGGCACAGACCAGCACACAAUUGCAUACGCCACCUCUAUUGGAAAGGUUUGCAUUGAUUACACAAACAGGCCAGGAACGGGAUUUGUCUUCAAGGCACACAGGCAAAUAGCAGAUAAUAGGGAAAUGUAUUAUCCUGUAACCCUUAUAAAACCCGCAACUUCUUCUAGAAUCAUCACAGGAGGCGCAGAUGGGGAUGUUCAUCUCUGGGACUUAAAAGACAAAAUAAAAGUACACACCAUUGUAUCAACAAAAAAAUGCAUUCUUACAGGUGAUGUCAAAGUAGAUGAAAACAAUUUGCCAAUUUCUCUAAUGCUAGUUUUAUCUGAGAGUAUUAACGGCCUUUGUGAGAUAGAAGGCACAAAUCAGCUAGUUGAUGUUUCUUUAAAAGGAUGGAUCUAG
Molecule: messenger RNA, 936 nt
Organism: Nematocida parisii ERTm1
Lineage: Eukaryota; Fungi; Microsporidia
Exons: 1
Coding region: 1-936 (311 amino acids)
Molecular function (GO): ubiquitin binding
Source: RefSeq, a predicted model, not a curated record